Molecule: messenger RNA, 3785 nt
Organism: Hyposmocoma kahamanoa
Lineage: Eukaryota; Metazoa; Arthropoda; Insecta; Lepidoptera; Cosmopterigidae
Product: testis-expressed protein 2
Exons: 20
Coding region: 11-3421 (1136 amino acids)
Cellular component (GO): endoplasmic reticulum
Molecular function (GO): lipid binding
Source: RefSeq, a predicted model, not a curated record
UUGUGAAACUAUGGAAGUCUCCGGCACUCCUCCUGCUAAAACACCAGGCGCGUCGACAUCGUUUUCCUUUAGAUAUAAUGCUAACAAUGAAGAGCUGGAAGAACUAUUUGAAGCUUGUGAAGAUGACCCUCCCACACCACAAUUUGAUGGGUCGCCUGUCGUGCAAAGCGAGAAUGCCAGCCCGAAGAGAGGAGACAAGACCCCAUCAAUUUUAGACAAAUAUUUCAAAUCUAUUAGAGCUGAAAAGUUUGAGGACAAGCCAUCAGAGACCAAAGACUCCAAACCUGCUGAAGAAAACCGCACUCCCCCUAAAGAGGUGUCAUCAUCUCCCAUGAAGGACUAUUUGAACCGUCUUGGCAAGAGAAGUACAUCAGAAUCGGCCGACGUGAAGGAAGUGAAUGAAACUUGGAAGAUAUUUCACGAUUUUAAGUUCAAAAUUGCUCAAGCAGUUGAGGACAUGAAGACAAAAUCUCUUGAAGAAUCAAAAGAGAAAGGUGUUCUUAGAGAUAGUUCUAUAUCAGACUCUGAAGAAAGUUCAGCAAUAAAAGACUUAGAUCUCAGCAUUGGGGAUACAGAAAAUCAGGUGUCAUCAUUGGAGAGCAGUAUGCAAAAUUUAUCAGAACUUACGAACCUUGUAACAGCUAAAGCUGCUGAGAAAGAAGUUAGUUUUCCACUGGAAUCUAAAAACAAUUCGGAAAGCAGUGAUGACACACAUAGGAAUAUUGUACAAAGUGAAGCAGCAGAUCUUUCCAGAGACGUACUAAAGGACUCCAAUAUGAUGGAAGUAGAAUCCGGAAUUGAAGCGUUAGAAGACGGCAUAGAUGGUUUCUGCGAGGUCCCGCCAUUACAGCCCGAAUGUCCAUACAACAAACCUGUGGAUUUAUAUCCCUCUGAAACAAUGCCACCUGUCAUACCGACUCCCAUGAACUUUGGCACUCCUCCUAGUAAAAAAAACACACCAACUGUUGAUACUUCAACAUCUCAAAAAACUUUGCUCUUUAACUUUACUUUGUACAUCCUAACGUUUCUAAUAUUCAUUAGCUAUUUUUUAUUCCCCGAAUCCAACAUUUGGAAUGGCUUCCUUCUUGGCAUUUGGUGCUUUUACUUUGCAAGCAACUUCAAGCAGUGGUUGUUGGAUAAUUACUUUUGUGAUUGGGAGCUGAAGAAGGACAACUUCUUCCAACUAAAGCGCAGUAGUGCUAUGCCUAUGACUUAUACCAUUCCGUCUAUAAAGGAACACAAACCCAUUAAAAAGAUCGAGGGUUGGAUAAACCAUUAUAGGUACCCAGAUUAUGAUCCGUACUCGUACCACGUAAACAAAACAUUGACAGCUUUUAUGAAACUUGAAGGUUGCAACCUUAGAAUAUCGUAUACAAAGACCAAAAUACGAAAGCGAGCCCUGUGGGACGAGAAGAUAGAAAACGUGGACUUUUAUCAACAUAGACUGUACAACCUCACUGGGGCCCGAAUCAUUUUAUUACCCAAAGGACUAGUGAAGAGACGGCACUGGAGUAAAAAGUACCCUAUUUGCAUAAUUUUAAACGAGAAUGAAAAGAUCCAGGUGUUGGAAAAAGAGACUGCGCCUUCAGAGAGAAAAAGCGACUUAAAUCGAUCAGACGAAAAGAAGAAGCAGGCAGAAUCUUCUCACGAUGUCGAGAGCACUGAAACUAAUACCAGUCCAGAGAAAAAGAGGAAGUUUGUAUGGAGAAGAAGAGAUAAAAGAGGUGCUUUGGAAAAGGAAGGAAGUAUCUCACAUUCCGAAGGAGAAGUAGGAAAAGAAGGCCUUAGGCAUAGAAUAGUUAGAAAAAUGCAUAGAGAUAAGAAAACAGACAACGUAUCAACAAGCACCGAGCCACAAGAAAGUCAUUCUGCAUUCCCGGAUCCGAGUUGCGCACGUAGCACGGAAUUCGUAGACACGGAGGUUGACCAUCGGAAGUCACUCACCAGUACCAACGAUGAUGAAGACUUGGACGACACAGAGCUCUCUAGGAUUAAGGAGUUUCUUGAAGAGACUGAACUGGAAACAGGUGCGGAUAAUGUAACAGAUGGCGAAUGGAGCAUACACAUUAGAGAAUCCAAGGACAAGCACGGUAUCUUGUACCUUUUUUCGCGAACCGGUCGAGACAAACACGAAUGGUUCCGCAGAAUAUCCUCGGCUAUAGAAGAAGCACGAAUUCCAUCAUCGCCUGAGACGUCAGCAGCAGAGGACAAGUCUUCCACCGACGUUUCGCACGACCACAAGGAGGGGAUCGAAAUGGCCAUCUACAAACUUUCUGAGAAGGAGACUGUCGCUUUCGGCAAGAGUACGACCCCGAAAUUACCCGAUAUAUCUACAGAAGGACUAUCACUUACUACAUCAGCGAAACCUAUUACGGCCACUAUCGAAUCGCAUGAGAAAAGUUUCUGGCCUUACUUGCUCAAAAUUAUUCAGCAUCUAAAGGUACCGCCAACACCGUGUGAAUGUCGUAUGCUGCCUGCAGAGGUGACGUGGCUGAACACAAUAAUGGCGCGCGUAGUGUACGACGUAUUGCGCAACCAAACGCUCAUUGCGGCUCUGCAGAAACGUGUACAGAAAAAACUGCAUACCUUAAAGUUACCGUCAUUUAUGUCACCGCUUAUGGUAACGGAGAUGUCGUUGGCUGGAGCGUGCCCACUAGUGGAGCGUGUGUCCCUGCCGUCGUGGGACGAACGCGGCGUGUGGCUCGACGCUGACGUACGGUACGACGGCGGCGCGUACAUCACUAUUCUUACUCAGAUCAAUCUUAUGAAACUUAAGGAGAGAAAUUCAUCGUUAGAAGAACAGUUGCUGACGGCUGAAUCACUUUUAGAUCCUGACAACUCAGUCACGGGACUAAUGACCGAGAGAAAUGUACUUAGAAAACGCAAGCCCGCGAUUUACGACUCCGAGAUGGAAGACUCGGCAGAGUCGAGCGAUGACAACGACGACCUACCAAUACGCCCUGUCGACUCCGACGUGAACUUUGUAUCCGAAUCUACAGUAACGUCGGGUAGCGAAGGUCCGACUUCGUCAUCUAAGAAGAAAUUUAUGCGAAUGGUGGAUAAAAUAGCUUCGAAUAAAUACUUUCAACAGGUCAUAGAUUACAAGUACGUGAAACGUGCGAUGGAAGGGCUAUCCAACACGGACAUCAAACUACAGCUCGAGGUGCAAGGCCUGGAAGGCCGCAUCGUGCUCAACUUGCCUCCGCCGCCUCAUGACCGCCUCUGGUUUGGGUUCCGUUCAAAUCCUCAAUUAGUACUGAAGGCACGCCCAGCGGUGGGCACUCGCGCUUUACGCUUCGCCCACAUUUCUAAUUGGAUCGAGCAGAGACUUAUUAAGGAAUUCGAGAAAGUUCUGGUACUGCCUAACAUGGAGGACAUUAUAAUCGACAUCAUGAGCCCUACUCCCAUGGAAUUUGAGUAAGAUACUUUAUAUCGAGCUAUCAGUGAUCAUGGUAGUUUAUUUUUUGUGUGUUUGUGUACAAUUUCAUUGAUUUGACAAUCGCCAUAGAAAUAGAAUGAAAAAUACACACAAGGCCAAUGAUUUUGGGUCGACUACAAAUGUUGAAAUAACUUAUUAUAGAGCUACAUUUUAAAUUAAAUACAUGUUGUAGAGAAUUAAAUAAUGUCAUCCUAAAAACCCCAACAAAUAAAGUAACGACCACCUAAUCGUCAAAAAUGUACGCACUAUAUAAAAUCUUCCUGCAGUUAUAGUAAUAAUAGAACUUGUACGAUCUUGAUCACUUGAGAUGGUAUCAUACAAAAUGCCAAUGAUUAUAGACUAACCC